AUGUCCGUCCAAGCCCGUCAAACACAAACUCCAGGCUUCUUCUCACCCGAAGACAAGCAAAUCAUUGGCCUCAUAAUCCUUUAUGGAACACUCAGUUUCUGGGCUGUCGCUUUGCCAAUAUUGAUCUUCCAGAAUCGGGCCAACAUUAGGACAUGGUGGAUGGAGCGGAGACGGCGGAGACAGAUCUGGGGUUGCGAGGUGAAUGUAGAUGGAAUAAGUGGGAAUUUGGGUUCGGGAGAUAUUGUCAAGAGGAGUGAGGAAUCUAUUCAUGAUAUACCAGAAGAUGAGAGAGUUCAAAUGGACCUUAGCACCCGAGUCAGUGGCAACUCGCCACCUGAUCACAGGAAUUGA
Molecule: messenger RNA, 351 nt
Organism: Mollisia scopiformis
Lineage: Eukaryota; Fungi; Ascomycota; Leotiomycetes; Helotiales; Mollisiaceae
Exons: 2
Coding region: 1-351 (116 amino acids)
Source: RefSeq, a predicted model, not a curated record